UGCUCACACUCGCCGUGCAGAAGCCGAGCUGCGAACAUCAUCCGCUUUGAGCGCUUAGGCGCAGUGAUUACAUCCUCUCAGAGCGCGCGCGCGAGAGAGAGAGAGCGAGAGAAAGAGAGAGAAAGUCCUGUUAUUCGCCAGUGUUCGUUGAGAAGUUAUUAUUGUUAUAGAUCCCGUCGGUGCGUAAAUAGGACUUUUUGCUGUUUUAUAGUUUUUCUUUCCCUGUUCGCGUGGAAUGUCAUAUGUUGUUCCGUACUUUGUGUAAAGAACGCGCUGUCUGUUUUGCGCACGGGGAGUGUUGGCUUUGCUUCCUGGCUCCAGCCUGCAAUGUUUUGCGCUGACGCCAAAACUCACAGACCGGUGCAGAAUUGAUUAAAACAGAGAAGCUCGGAUCAAAUGGCUGUGCUUCUUACAGCUGAAACGACACAAUGUUCAACUGACCCGAGGCAGAGGAGAGGAAUUUCACAAACGCAGAGCUUUACUGCUGUUUAUUUUAUUUCUCUUUUACGGACAGAGAAAAUGGGAAAUGCUAAUUUCUCGUAAGAAAAAGGAAUAACAUCUUUUUUUUAAAUCGUCUUGAAGUGCACUUUGUGAGAGGGAUCGGAGAUGUUUUGGUUAAUAUUCCUGCUCUUCAUCCUGGAUGGAGCGGUGUCUCAGCUACACUACUCCCUGCCGGAGGAGCAGGAACCUGGCUCUGUGGUUGGGAAUAUUGCGGAAGAUUUGGGGCUGGACAUUACCAAACUUUCUGCUCGCCGCUUCCAGACGGUGCCGAGUUCACGGACACCGUAUCUGGAGGUGAACUUAGAGAACGGUGCGCUUUUGGUGAAGGAGAAAAUCGACCGAGAAGAAAUCUGCAAGCAGACCACCCCGUGCCUACUGCACCUGGAGGUGUUUUUGGAGAACCCACUGGAGCUCUUUCGCGUGGAGAUCGAGGUGAUGGAUAUCAACGACAACCCACCCAGCUUUCCCGAGACGGACAUUUCCGUGGAGAUAUCGGAGAGCGCCAUUCCCGGGACCCGUUUCCCGGUGGAGAAUGCCUUUGACCCCGACGUGGGCACCAACGCGCUCAGCACCUAUGCCAUAACGAAUAACAACUAUUUUUACCUUGACGUGCAGACGCAGAGUGACGGGAACAAGUUCGCGGAGCUGGUGCUAGAGAAGCCGCUGGACAGGGAACAGCAGGCGGUGCACCGCUACGUGCUGACGGCUGUGGAUGGCGGCAUCCCGCAGCGGACUGGGACGGCUCUCCUGGUCGUUAAGGUUCUAGACUCUAACGACAACGCGCCCACCUUUGACCAGUCCGUGUACUCUGUCAACCUGCGGGAAAACUCUCCGUUGAGCACUCUGAUCAUUCAACUCAACGCCACGGAUGUCGACGAGGGACAAAACGGGGAAAUCGUUUAUUCUUUCAGCAGUCAUAACGCCCCGCGGAUAAAGGACUUGUUCAACAUUGACGCCAGAUCCGGCCGGAUAGAGGUGGCCGGUGAAGUGGACUUUGAGGAGAGCAACACGCAUCAGAUUUAUAUCCAGGCUAAGGAUUUGGGGGCCAACGCGGUCCCCGCUCACUGCAAAGUGCUGGUCAAACUCGUGGACGUGAACGACAACACGCCCGAGAUCGGUUUCAGCACCGUGACGGAGUCUGUGAGCGAGCAGGACGCCCCGGGCACCGUGAUUGCACUCUUUAGCGUUUCGGACCGGGACUCUGGUGAGAAUGGACACAUGAGCUGCGAGAUUCUGGGAGAUGUCCCCUUCAAGCUGAAAUCGUCUUUUAAAAACUACUACACCAUCGUGACAGACGGACCGCUGGACAGGGAGAACACCGACUCCUACACAAUCACCGUGGUGGCAAAAGAUAAGGGUCAGCCCUCGCUCGCCACCAGCAAGUCCAUUAAAGUGCACGUCUCCGACGAGAACGACAACGCGCCCCGUUUUACGCAGGUUGUUUAUGAUGUGUAUGUGACUGAGAAUAACGUGCCGGGUGCUUUCAUUCACGCCGUGAGUGCCCUCGACCCCGACGUAGGGCAAAACGCUCUUAUUACUUACUCCAUAUUGGAGUGUGACAUACAGGGCAUGUCUGUGGACACAUAUGUAUCCAUUAACCAGGACACCGGCUACCUUUACGCGCUGCGCUCUUUUGAUUACGAGCUGCUGAAGGAGUUUAGCUUCAUGGUCCAGGCAAAGGACUCCGGUGCCAUUGAGCUCCUCUCCAAUACCACUGUAAAUGUGAUCAUAGUCGACCAAAACGAUAACGCCCCCACUGUCAUAGCACCCAUCGGUAAAAACGGCACAGCCAAAGAACACCUGCCGCGCUCUGCUGAGCCCGGCUACUUGGUGACGCGCAUUGUGGCCAUGGACGCGGACGACGGCGAGAACGCACGGCUGUCCUACAGCAUCCUGCGGGGUAACGAGAUGGGGAUGUUCCGCAUGGACUGGAGGACAGGAGAGCUGAGGACAGCCCGUAGGAUCUCACCCAAGCGGGACCCACAGGGCUUCUACGACCUGCUAAUCGAAGUGAGGGACCACGGCCAGCCCCCUCUGUCCUCCUCCGCGAGCGUGAGUGUAAUGCUGGUAGACAGCGUGGUCGAAGGCCGCAGUGGGGAUCGCGGCACGGCCUCAAAGGCAAAGGAGACCUCCCUGGACCUCACCCUAAUUCUCAUCAUCGCCUUGGGUUCCGUGUCUUUCGUCUUCCUCCUGGCUAUGAUCGUGUUGGCGGUGCGCUGCCAAAAGGACAAGAAGCUCAACCUGUACACGUGCCUGAUGGCCGGUGACUGUUGCCUGUGCUGCAGCUCGUGCUGCAGCAGGCAGGCCCGAGGCCGGAAACAGAAGAAGCUGAGUAAAUCUGACAUCAUGUUAGUUCAGAGUACCAACCUGACGUCAGGUGUCGGGCCCGUGGGGCAGGUGCCCGUGGAGGAGUCUGGUGUCGGUCUAGUGGGAGGGGGCUUUGGCUCCCACCACCACCAGAACCAGAACUCCUACUGCUACCAGGUUUGCCUGACGCCGGAGUCCGCCAAAACAGAUCUGAUGUUCCUCAAACCGUGCAGCCCCUCCCGCAGCACUGACACGGAUCACACCAACCCCUGCGGCGCCAUAGUCACGGGGUACAGUGACCAACAGCCCGACAUCAUAUCCAAUGGCAGUAUUCUCUCUAACGAGACAAAACACCAGCGAGCAGAACUCAGCUACCUUGUGGACAGACCCAGACGUGUCAACAGUUCGGCGUUCCAAGAGGCGGACAUCGUCAGCUCCAAAGACAGUGGUCACGGUGACAGCGAACAAGGCGACAGUGACCACGAUGCCACCAACCGGGGUCAUCUGGCCGGCGCCGACCUUUUCUCCAACUGCACGGAGGAAUGCAAGGCCUUGGGCCACUCCGAUCGCUGCUGGAUGCCGUCCUUUGUGCCAUCCGACGGGCGCCAGGGACCGGACUACCGCAGCAACCUGCACGUCCCCGGCAUGGACGCCACCCUGCCCGACACUGAGGUACCUUCCUCCGUCAACCUCUCCGACCAACCGACCAUGACCUCAACCGCCGCCCCGUCCAGCGAUAGAUCAUUCUCCACCUUUGGCAAGGAUGGUCAAAGGUCACAGUCACACAACAGCCUUCACCAUCACUUCCAUCAGCAACAGCAGCAGUAUCGCUCCAGCACGCUAGAGAGGAAAGAGCAUGAUAGGGGGACGCUACCGUACAAACCCACCUUUCUCUCCCGCAAAAGGAUUUGUUAGCUCGUUCCACGUGGACCUUUCGGAGACGGCGUGAAUUUUUUUGGGCCUAGACCGCCUACACCGAUGCUGGAGACAGAUACUUAAAACCACAAAAACACAAACCUGGACGACAGCAACCUUGGUUAAGCAUCAUUAUCUUGGGAGGCGAAUCGUAACGAAGCCUUGGCAGCGGUCGGCGGGGGAGGUGAAGAGAACUAUGUACUGAGUCGCUGUACGCCUCUAGAUAUCUGAGGAGCAAUCCAAGGCCUUAUUUCUCUCAGCAGGACUGAGAACGGGGCCGACACACUCGACAUGUGAAAAUCAUAAAGUCAUCAGCAGACAUGCGAAAGAAACUGAAACAAACGGCGGAAUACAAAACAAGACAAAGAGGGACCGAUUAACUCUCAUGGUUGGCUGUGUUCUUUGGGGGGACUGAGGAGUUAGCCUCUAGCGAUCUGUGUGUGCCUGUUUACAUGAAGAAGAAAAAAAUACUAAUGUUUCUGUACAAACUUCAACCAAUGUCACAUGGAACCCUUUAGCUAUUUCUAUGGUCACCACUAAGCCAACUGUACAGAGACUGUCUGGGGAUCGAAAUGGUGACUGAGAGCCAACGAGGAAGUGAAAGACUGUCGAUUAGACACACAGAGAAGAGAGCAGGUGUUGUACAGGUAUGAAAUGACAAAAAAAGGAAAGAAAUGGAAUGAGAAGAGAUGAUGUGCAGUAUUAUAAAUCCUGUAUCUACGGUUUUUUGACUUGACUGUCUUUAUAUAACUUCUCUUUUAUGUUUCUGUUGUUCUUUCUGUGUGGUUAAAGUGUGCAGACUCUAAAGUAUUCAAUACUACCGUUUCGGACAGUAAAAAAACUAUCCAGAGCCGGGUUUUAGUCCGCUUUCAAUUUUUAGCCACUUCAGGAAGGAGAUAUUAACGAUUGCACUGUGUGGAAAAGGGGAGAAAAAACAAACUUACUGUUUAGAUGAUCAAUACGGUAUCACAAAUGAUUUUUUUUUCAUUUUGAAAGUAGUGACAGAAAGUUCCCAAGUUCCUUCCUGAGCUGACUGUGGAGAAAGUGAAAUGACCCUUUACAAGAUACAGUUCCCGUGAUAACAUUGGCCUAUACAUAAACAAUCAGACACACUGGGUGGUUUUUAUCAUGUGUGCAAAGUGUUUACUGUGCUAUUUUAAAAAGCUUAUAAUGAACAUAAAUCUAUAUAUAACUAUAUAUAUAACUAUAUAUAUACACAAUAUACUUUUUUUCAAAAAACUCUGUAACCAUUGGUUAGUUUCUACACCUCAUAAUGUCAUUGAAUCGAAUAAUACCAAGUGCUACAAAAUCAAGACAUGUAUCAAUUGAAACGAGAAGGAGUUUUUCAUCCUGAACAAAAAAACACUUUCACUCCAA
This is a messenger RNA of Gasterosteus aculeatus aculeatus (three-spined stickleback), 5100 nucleotides long. RefSeq names its product protocadherin-10. Gene Ontology annotation, molecular function: calcium ion binding. Gene Ontology annotation, cellular component: plasma membrane. NCBI's taxonomy places the organism in Eukaryota, Metazoa, Chordata, Actinopteri, Perciformes, Gasterosteidae. The record is from RefSeq and is a predicted model, not a curated record. Gene Ontology annotation, biological process: homophilic cell-cell adhesion.